Aspergillus fumigatus Af293 is the source of this 699-nucleotide messenger RNA. Its product is annotated as putative ThiJ/PfpI family transcriptional regulator. Lineage: Eukaryota; Fungi; Ascomycota; Eurotiomycetes; Eurotiales; Aspergillaceae. The record is from RefSeq and is a predicted model, not a curated record. Bases 1 to 699 code for a protein of 232 amino acids. The transcript is spliced from 3 exons.
AUGCCGGCCCAGCACCGCAUCCUCUCGCUUGUCUACAAUGACUUCGAAGCCCCCAAUCUCUUCGACCCACUGGGCGCCAUCAUCCCCCACUCGCCACAGGGCAUCGAAACCUCCAUAAAGAACGGCAUCGCGGUGAUUCCGACCCUCUCACUGGCCGAGGCUCUCAGGGAGGACCACCAGUUCGACACCCUUUUCAUCCCGGGCGGGUUCGGCAUGCUGCCGCUGAUCUGGGACCCAAUCCUGCUACAACGCAUCGGGAAGCUGGUUGACCGCGCCGCGAAUAUUUUGACUGUGUGUACCGGGUCCAUCCUGCUGGCUGCGACUGGUCGGCUGGAUGGACGGAAGGCAACGACGAAUAAGCGGCUGUACGAUGAGUUGACUCCAAAGUUCCCCGGCGUCCAAUGGCAGAAGCGGGCCCGCUGGGUGCAGGACGGAAAAUUCCUGACUUCCUCCGGUGUUACGGCGGGGAUCGACGCAGGCCUUGUGUUCAUGGCUAGUACGUAUGAGGCUCAAAAGGCUUCUGCCCAGGGAGAGGAGGCUUCAAUUCCAGGCUUCAGCAGAGAAAAAGCUCUGCAUCAUGCUCAUUUUGUUGCGUUUGGCUUGGAAUAUCGUUGGGACUCCCUGCUAAAGAUGUCACAUAAAAGUGCUCUUAUACCUUUAAAUGAAUCUUCCACCUGGGACAAUGCAGUCAGAUAUUAA